Schistocerca gregaria is the source of this 9414-nucleotide messenger RNA. Its product is annotated as lysocardiolipin acyltransferase 1-like. Gene Ontology annotation, cellular component: endomembrane system. NCBI's taxonomy places the organism in Eukaryota, Metazoa, Arthropoda, Insecta, Orthoptera, Acrididae. The record is from RefSeq and is a predicted model, not a curated record. Gene Ontology annotation, molecular function: acyltransferase activity. The coding region runs from base 263 to 1585 and encodes 440 amino acids. The transcript is spliced from 7 exons.
UGAGGCGACAGUAGCGAGGACAGAGACCGCGACCGGAGGCCCUCUCUUCUCGGCUGUGCUGUGGUGAGUGCCGCCGCGCUUAAACACUAAGGCCGCGUAACCGUGAGUACUGGGCCGGCAUACUCGCCCGAGUACCUGGCCGCGCGACUGCAGAAGGCAGCAGGGCGAUUGCAUUCCGAAUGGCGAGACAGUCAGCUGCUCGCUGAUGACGUGAAAGGAGACGCGCUCACCCUGAGGCUGAGGCGCUGCGGCGCGGCCCGGCAUGCAGGGAGUGUGGGCGGCUGGGCAGGCGGCGGCCCGCCUCUGCCGCGGCCUCUGCUUCGUGGCGCUCUGGUACGGCAGCAUCUGCGCCGGCUUCCUCUUCAUCUUCUGCCCGCUGCUGCCGCUCGCCCUCCUGCACCAGCAGCUCUACCGCACCAUCACCGACGUCGUCUUCUCCAUGUGGGAGCUCUACCCCACGGCUCUGAUGGAGUGCGUGCUGGGAGUACGGAUCGUGGUGACGGGUGACGCGGUUCGUGCAGCGGAGCACGGUCUGCUGGUGAUGAACCACCGCACGCGCACUGACUGGAACUUCCUGUGGGCUGCCAUGUUCCAUGCCAGCCAGCCGGCUGCACACCGCCUCAAGAUCGUGCUCAAGGAUCCCAUCAGGCACAUACCAGGACCCGGAUGGGUAAUGCAGCUAACAUGUUUUAUGUUCAUACACCGGUGCUGGGAGAAAGACCAGCAGCUGCUGGCCACAGUAUUGGACUACCUUCAUGACAUCAACCACACUUGUCAGGUUCUGCUGUUUCCGGAAGGCACAGACCUCACAGAAGGUAGUAGGCAGCGCAGUCACAACUAUGCAGACAGCCACGGACUGCCACAUUAUCAGUAUGUGCUGCAUCCCAAGACCACUGGAUUCACAUUCCUGGCCCAGCGAAUGAGAUACAAUGGCCACCUGGAUGCAGUGUAUGACAUGACUGUAGGCUACCCAUGUUCUGUACCACAACAAGAGACAGAUCUCUUGAAGGGAAAUUUCCCUCAUGAAGUUCAUUUUCAUGUCAAAAGGUACCCCAUCUCCGACCUGCCAACGGGUGAUCCUGAGUUGCGGCAGUGGCUGUCCAGGGUGUGGCAGAACAAAGAGAACCUCCUGCGAGACUUCUACACGAGAGGUGGCAGCUUCUCCCGGGCUACGACCCCUGUGGGCACAUCACCGCCGGGUUCCGGUACGGCACCGGUUUUGCCAUCUCCUGACUAUUCUGGCCUCGAGCCGCUUGACAGUUCUCCCUCAAAAUCCCUGUCAUGUACUCCAGCUGCACCGGAGCACAGUAAUUUGAAAGGGCCGGUCCUUCACAGCAACGCUCUGUACCUCGCACUCGCCUUCUGGACGCUGCUGUCACUGCUGCUGGUGGCAGCUCUCGCAUUCUCGUCAAUAGUUCAAUGGUGGGCCUUGUGGAAUGUUCUCCUGUUCUUCACAAUAUCAACAUUCUCUGAGGGUGCACACCUACUCGAGAUCCGUUUCUUUCAUUUCAAGCAACGCAUCUUGGGACAGUCUAUUCAGCAUCGUAUGAAGAAUGGAAAAACAGAGGUGUGUAAACAGAACUGAUAUUAUCAUCUCAUAGAGAAUAAAACUACUGGCACACUCUCUGUCUGUGAAAAAGUAUCUUACAGCAUUUUAAACAGCUAUGUUUACUGUUUCUUUUUAAAGAUGUACUUUGAGGGCAACAAAAUUUCAUUCAUCUCUUUAUUUCUUGACAAAAAGGAUGCAAAUUCGUCAGAGAAACAUACUACCUGUGCUGGACGUGAAAUACAAAAACAAAAGAAAAAAAUUCUUUUUGAUAAUUGACAUGGAAUUUUUUUCUUAUGGCAGCAAUAAAGAACAAUAUUUUCUGGUGAUAAAAACUCAAUGACAUCUAUGAGUCAUUUCAGUAAUUACUUUUAAAAGAAAUUUAUGACACUAACAAAUAGGUUCAUAGAUUCAGAAAUGCUCAUGCUGAAAUGACACAAUAUUCUUAGUGUAUACCGUACUCAUAUGAGUUUUCUGUGGAUGUAAUCUCAAACUGAUGUACGACAAAAAUUCAUAUGUUGCAGCAAUAAUAUUUUAUCACUGUCUACCCUUCAGUAGCUUUCUGAUUGUUGUAAAAAAGAAGUAUGUUUUUUAAGCAGGUAUCAUAUUAUAACCUUAUAGACUUUGCAGCAAAAUAGUUUAUAACAAAUUUAGUUACAUAAGAUUAUAUUGUGGCAAAAGCGAAAGUUACUUGUGGACAUUAUAAAGUUACAGGGAAGCAGAAUGACUGGACAGUACUUAGUCACAAUAGAUGAGGAUUUCAGUACCGCCAAUAGACACAUAUUUAAAAAGUAAAAGAAACUAUCUUAACUUUUAGAAGUAUCAGGUUGUUCCUCAGUGAGGGAGAGGAAUAGGCUUGGAAGGGUUAGAAAUAAAGUGCAGGAUGAGAGAGAGAGAGAGAGAGAGAGAGAGAGAGAGAGAGAGAGAGAGAGAGAGAGAGAGAGAGACUCGGCUGUGGUGAGCAUUAAGGAAGUUAGACACUGAGUGCAGUGACGGAAAAACAUCUAUCAUAAAAAAAAAAAAAACUUAGAACCUUAAUGGCUGUAAGCUUAUCAUGGUUCUUAGGUGGCAAACCAUGAUCUUCAAAAAAAAGUGCCUUAAGUGGCUUCGUGUGAAGUUUCAGAGAUGCACAUUUACUUACUCAAUUGUGGAGAUUGUGUAAAGGAUGAAGGGUGCACCUGUUGAUGGGAUAAGCAGAGUUUGUCUGGCAUCGAGGUGACCUACCACUCCUUUCUGAACUCCCCCGACAUAUCCCUUUGUCCUAUCCAAAAAAGGAACUAAUUAUUCCACAAGCUAUGAUAGUUUUUUGUACUUUUAUAAGUGUGUGUCAGUAAUUUUGUAAUUCCAUCUACUGACAAGUAUCAAUCGACUGUUCUGUAUCUUUGUUACUGCAUAGGUUAUACUGAGAAGAUACUGUCCUUCUCGUAUACAUUGCCAGACCAUUUCCUCCAUGUUCUGGAUUGCAUUGCUCAUAUUUCUUCUGAAGCAGCUGUAAUGUCUUCAGGAAAUGAAAUUUUAAGAUAAUAUACUAUAUGAGUUUGGCGAAUCUCAGUUUUAGAUUUAAUGUAGACCCAUGAAGGCAAACCACAGAUCGGUAGAUUCAUGUAGUGUGGAGUCUUAGGAACAGCAUUGAAGCAUGAUAUUACAUGUUGUAGGAACAUGUGCCAAACAACAUGAAGUGAAUAUUUGUAUUGAGGAUUAUGGCUACAUUUUGUUGACAGCACAUUUAUCUCAUGUUGUCCAGUAAUCUCUGAAUGUACAUGUUCAAAAAUGUGCUUUAUAUUUUGACAUUUAAUGCUCAACAGCUGUAGUACCCUAGCUCUUCAAACAAUAAAUUAGAAAUAGAUGCAUAAAAUUUUUAAAAAAUUUAAAAAAUGAAAAGCAACAGCAGUUCUCAAAACUGAAGCACUGCACCACACUGUAACCAAAAGGCUAUGGAGAGAUAAUUAAUUCUCAUGGGUCCUUCAUUGCCCACAACUGACAGUAUUGUGAACCUGUACAACCUUCCAAAUGAAAAUAUGCAUCAUAGCUCAUCAUAGAUGUUACAUUCCCAGCAGCAAUGCUUUUCAUCUUUUUUUAAAAAAAAAAUAAGUCUGCAUAAGGAAAAUUACUUUUACAGUGUUGUUGAAUAAAUAGCAUUCUGUGCAUAUGGAAGUUCACUGCCUCAAGUAGGAUGUGCUAUAGCAAGCAAUGAGACACGUAUAAUGUUGGAUGCUUGUGGGUGAAAUUUCCACAUUUCUAUGAAGCUGUACAGAUAUCUUGUUAAUAUCCUCACAGAUCCAGUUGUUGGAAACAGUUAAAACCCAUGCAUUACAAAGGUGUUGAUCAAUUACAAAGGCUUCAAAAGUGCUGCUCAGUGGCGAAAUUUGGUGAUCUAUAUCACACUGCAACACAGCUGUUAAAAUUGUAUGCUAUGAACUACUUGCAAAGCAAUGGGGAAUGUCACCCCAAUCCUGUUUUCAAAUGGUCCCCACAUAAAAUGUGCAUUCUGUUUGAAUCAGGUAGUGUGGACAACCUUUAUUACUUAGUCAUUUCUCUGCAUCUGUAGUGAAUUUUUCAAAUAAAUCAGGACCCUAAUAACAUGCAGAGAUUACUCAAGCAGUGACUCUGUCACAUUAUUGUUAAUAAUACUAGAUCUUUCAUUCAUACUAUUGUAAUGUAUGAAAAACACACACAUAUUCCAAAUACAAAUGCAUCUUUUCUAGGUCUGCCCAAAUGGUCACAAAGUUUUUAAAUUUUUUCCACAUACAUGACCCAUAAAAUAUGAAGUAUGUAUGUAUAUAUGAAACCAGGGACCUAGAAAUGACAGGGAGGCUUUGUCUUGCCUUAUCCCUCUGUGGUUCACAACCCCACAACAGGCUACAGCACUCCACCCAACCCAUCGCUGCCCCACACCAAACCUAGGGUUAUUGUGCGGUUCGGUCCCCAGUGGAACCCCCCGGGAACAUCUCAUACCAGACGAAUGGAAACCCAAAUGUUUGCUUGGCAGAGUAAUUAUGGUGUACACAUACAUGGAAACUGUUUGCGCAGCAAUUGCUGACACAGUGUAACUGAAGCGGAAUAAAGUGGAACAAGCCUGCAUUCGGUGAGGUUGAUGGAAAACCGCCUUAAAAACGAUCCACAGGCUGACUGGCACACUGGACCUUGGCACUAAUCCACUGGGCGGAUUUGUGACAGUGACCGGUAUGCCUUCCCACUAGGGAAGCAGCACGUUAGACUGCACGGCUAGCUGGGUGGGCUAAUAUGAAGUAACUUACGUAAUCUACUUUCUUGUAUCUAGGAAUAGCUCUACUAGAUACUGCACUGUAACUGCUUAGGAAAGCAAAAGUAGUUUACAAACAACAUUCCAGUUACAAAAACUAAGUAUCCAUUCAAACUCAAGGCAAACCCAGCAUUAUAUCCAGUUCCAUACUGAUGUAUGCUGUUGAGAAUGGAGCAACUGACUAGUUUCCAAAAGCAGUUCACAUUGCAUGUACAUAACAUAUACUGUAUUAAAAGGAAUGUUAAUAGUAAAUAUUUAGAACACAAUGUGGGAAAAAGUAUGUAGAUCUGUGCCUUUUUGUUGUGAAAAGUAUUGCUAUAAAAAAGUUUUAAUCUCCAUAAGAAGCAUGAAAAACAAUUUGCAACAUUAUGUACAAAAUAGUCAGUGCAACAGUUUAUAUCAAUCCUGUGACAAGCACAUCUGUGUUCCUAUUUUUGCACAUCUUUUGAUGAAAAUACAUCUAUUAUUUAAGCUGAAUCUGGUCACUGAAUAUUUUCAUGCAGUCUGCACAUAAUCAGCUUGAUAACUGCGAUAAUUUAAAUAGUGAAGAUUGAUGCACAGAUUCUUUAUCUUUGCUCGCAAGUUUCUCUCUGGGUUUGAUUUUAAUUUGAGCAUGCUAUUACUUGUUUUUCACAUAAGAAGUUGAAUUAGUUAAAAUAGCUAUUAAUGUCAUUAGUCAGUACAUAGUUUUCUAACAAAAGUACAGAAGCUGGAAUCAUGUUAUUUAAAAAAUUUUCAUUCAUGUAUCUUAGUUACAUGACAAUUUGCUUUCAUGCAGUGAUCACAAUAAAAAUAACUAGUCCACGUGUAAAUGUAAAACAUUUGGUCAUUGUAAAGCAGUAUACCCCUCUAACUCCAGCAAAAUUGUAGAAAUUAUUAUACUGGUAAUAGUACAUAAUGUUUCUAUACCAUACUACACAGCAUUUUAAUGUACUGUGUACACAGGUGUAGAAGUUCUGUUUUCAGAAUUUCACAGUAGGUUUCUGGAAACUUAGAUUACUGUAACUCCAUGCUACUAUGCGUAUUUAUUUCACACCCUGGAUGUACACAUCUCCAGUAAUGAUAUAAUUGUUGUAAAUCACGUCAUCUAUUUUUGUGGUGGAACACAGUGGUCAGCAACUGAUAGUUUUAUAGACUCCUCGAAUUCAGUUGUCUUGUAUCAUGUGGAAUACACAUCAGCAUAUGUGGUCCAGUGUCGUUUGAAAAUUGUUCAAUAUCAGAAUUUGUGCUUUUAUUAAGAACUUUGUUUCAAUAUUUACAUUUAUUUCAAUGUACAUGUAAGUCAUAACAUUUGUAGAGGUUGUGAUUAGGUAUAUACUAUAUAGUAGUUAUAGUUCAGAGCUGCAACUAUGGUAAUAUUUUUUUAAAUUAAAUAUAUUUAUUCAGGUUAGUCUGUGGAAUUAGUUCAAGUUCUGAGCAAUAAAGAAGUUUAAAUGGCAACUUAUUAUUGCAAUAAUGUAAGUAAAUAUAUAUAUAUGCUGGACCAAGUCAAGGAAUUGAAGAAGAGAAUUGCCCUAUGAAGUUUUACUGCUUCAGAAAUGAAAUGUAAUUAUUGUAGUGCUAUUUUCAAUAGUAUGUAAGUGUCAGUCAAUUUUUAAAUGAAAUGAAAGUGACUCUCUCUCUCUCUCUCUCUCUCUCUCUCUCUCUCUCUCUCUCUCUCUCUCUCUGUGUGUGUGUGUGUGUGUGUGUGUGUGUGUGUGUGUGUGUGUGUGUGUGUGUGUGUGUAGGGAAAAUGCAAGCUUUAUUAAAAAUUCACUAUCUUAGUUUUAAGUAACAACAUUAUUUAGGAUGUUAAUUUAUUUGGUCACUGUUAAGUUUUUCCUUUGGUGAAAAAGUUAGUUAAUUUUGUUAGACUUAUAUAAAAAAUGAAGAAAACUACUCUAGAAGUGUGUAGGAUGACAGCUUACCCAAUUUCUCUGCAUAAUAAUAAGUCUCUUACUUAUGUCUGGUUACAUGCGGAGUAAGACCAGAAGACAUGCUGGUCCAACAAUACCAAACAAUUUACAGUUUUAUGCUAAACUAAAAAAAUUAUCUCCUUCAGUCAUGAAAACCAACAUGUCUAAAGUUAUUCAACAGGGUACAACAGUACAUUAUUUCUGCCACAUAACUCUGACAGUACUCAGUGUAUACUUUGAGGGCGCCCACUGUAGCUAUGUUUGUUAUGGAAACUAACUUGAUACCUUUACGAAUACAGCCACAUUCCAGUUCAAAGUAGCACACACUAUUAUCUCACACUGCAAAUGUGACGAGUGAACAUGAAUAUGUCUUCACAGACAGAUACAACUAUUUAGUAUUGUGUCACAAAUUCACUGAUAAUGAAAAGAAAGUGUUAGUAAUGGCAGAGAAGGUAACAGAACAUUGCUUCUGGGGAGUUGAAAUUAAAUCAGUGCUGCAAAAAUUACAGAAUGAGAGCAAAAUGCCAAGGACAAUGAGUGUGUUGCCAAUAAAUAUUUCUUUUACAAUAUUGAUAAACAUGCUGCUAGGCAGAAGGUGCUUCGAUACUGUGGACGACAAAAGGAACUAAUGGUGCUAACUCUCCCAUGACUUCAUAGUUUUUAUCACACAUACUGUAUUUUAAGUCUACAAAGGAAGUUAGCAGAAAAUUUAUUUUACCUCGGAGAUUGAGUUUUCAGAGAUGGCUGAUUAAAUGUGUGAUUAUACGUGGUGACAAUAUGUAGUUUCUAAGAGGGAAAACAAAGAACAUUGGAAACAUCAUGACGGAAAGGAAACUAUAUUGUACUUUCUGAACCAGAGGGUACAUUAAACAAUACUGCACAAUAUUGUGGCAAUACAAAAUAAAGCCAACAGCAAGUAGAAGACAGAACAACGGUCUCCUCAUCUCAGAUUCAGAGAGCCAAUGGACAUGUCAGAAAGACUUCCUGCCAAUAGGCUUCAGCCCAGUGUACAAAGUAACAACAUACACUGAGAUGUGAUCAACUCCUCAAAAGAUGCUAUCAACAGGCUGCACAAAACUGAGAUCUAACAAUACAAUAUCUGUGAAUUGGUAUACAAUGGUGAUAGGGAGUGAUCUGAAAUAUAUGCCUAAUGUGGCGAGAAAGGCACGUGUGUCUCAGGCAGGUAGUAAAUCGACAGUGGCAGAAAUCACAAUGAAAAUACAGUCACUGCAGGGCCAGAAAACUUGUGUACCACCUGAGGGACCAGUGCCUUUUGAGAGAAAGACAAUAGAUGAAACUGAGGUGGGAAAGUAGGCCUUUAGCGCAAAUUGUGAUGAUGAUAUGGGUGCCCAUUGUCUUGGGCAGAUUAUGUGCUGGCAACUGACAAUACAUAUUGUGGCUUAAAGCACAUGGCACACUAUGUUGUCUCAGCCAAAUGGUGGCUGCCGCACAAUCAGCACUGAGUCAUAGUGGAGUGUGCUCAUUAUUUGACAAUAUUGGCCAUUAAAAAAUUGAGUAAAAAUUACCAUCAAUAAAAAAUGUCAACGUCCGUCUACCAACUUCCAUCAUUAAAAAAAUUUUAAUGAAUUUUCAACAAGUGAUCAUAGGGCUAACAAGCAACAUUAAUGUGUAAGAUAAUGAGUGUCACUGGGUAAGUAGUAGGUACAUGCCACUGAAGAUGGUUGUUUGCAACAGUAAAUGUAAUGUUGGUUAGUAUCAAAACAUCGAGAAAUAGUCAUGUGUCCAGACAGCUUUUACUGAAACUUCCAAAGAUGGCAGAAACCUACACUUUGUUAUUGACAAAAUGACAGCAUUGUUGAAUUAAAUUGCUAGUCCACAUUUAAUUAUCUAUAGAGCUGGUGAAUGUCAGUAAUUAACUUAUAUGGGUACCGGAGCUUAUGAUGGCGCUUUCUCUGUCUCUGUCUCUGUUUCUUUUUCAUUCAUAAACAUGACAAUGCUGCCAACCUACGAGACUUCGGUCCACCUCAUUCUAUAAUAUGUUACACAUUUUUAACUGAACGAGCCAUGUUUAUUUUAUGUGUUACAUUCAGUAAUUAUGUUGACAUCUUUUGCUGACAUGUAUUGUAAAGAGUGAUAGCAGUAGCAAAUGAGAUGUUGAUAUUUAAUGGUUAAACAUAAGUAUAAUAACUUCUUCCAGGUGAAGGGAGAAGCUGAAUGUGAAUUCAAUGUGCCAAAUAUUUUCUAGGUAAAUUUUCCAUUCUUGCUCAAAACAUGCAAGAAUUUGUAACUAAUUCCUGUUAUAUUAAAUUGUAUAGUGAACAUUUUUAAGAGCCACCAAAUUUCUCAAUAUAUGACAGUAGCAUUAAGACAAUGUAAAUAUGUGAGUUUUAUAGUACCAUUACACACAUUUUAAUCACAUUUUAAUUAAUUAAAGUGAAUGUAUAUAUACAAUAUCUUUGACUAAGCUGUGGAGAACUGUGCUCUAUUGUAAACAGUAAUCACUCUGUAAAAUGAAUUUAUCUUUUCCUACUCCUGAUAUAACUUACUUUUGUACUGUGGAAGCAUCCAGGUGAGUUGCUGGCAAUAGCACUUGGAUGAUAACUGUAAAUUGUAGUCAAUUAAUAUUUCUUAUAAUAAUCAGAGUUUUACUCUGGUCAGUAACAUGAGUCAGUAAAUUGUAGUACUGAUAGAUGCUUGAAGAACCAUCUUCUGAACAUGAAAUAUUAGAAAUAAAUGUAAUUUCAAUUGGA